Molecule: messenger RNA, 877 nt
Organism: Hibiscus syriacus
Lineage: Eukaryota; Viridiplantae; Streptophyta; Magnoliopsida; Malvales; Malvaceae
Exons: 1
Coding region: 54-872 (272 amino acids)
Source: RefSeq, a predicted model, not a curated record
UGAAAAAGGGUUUUAUGAUUUCCAUGUUUAUCAUCUGAAAACAUAAAAAAAAAAUGGGUCUCAACAAGCUUUUAAAUCUACACACAAUCCCAUGGUGUUUCCACUUGUUGAGCAACCACAUGUCCUGCAUCCCCCAGCGGCGGCCGGACCCUCCGCUUUCUACCGUCAAGAUCAUCAAAUCCGAUGGGGUCGUCAAGAUCUACGAUCGUCCCGUCAAUGUUUCCGACCUCGUGAACGAGUUUCCCAAACACAUGGUGUGCCGUUCCGAUUCGUUCUAUAUCGGCCAGAUGAUCCCUCCUCUCUCCGUCCACGAGCAACUCCUGCUCGGCCACGUCUAUUUCCUCCUCCCCGAACGGUUUUUCCAGUCGGUCUUGACGUUCGUCACCGUUGCCUCCUUCGCCAGCGACGCUCAGUCGAGGAAUGCGGUGUUGAAGAAAGCCGCCGCUUGCCGACCUUUCAUUAUCCAGAAGAGUUCGUCGGGGUGUUUAAGUAUACGCGUGUCCGAUGAGUUUAUACGGACGUUGGUGGAAGAAGGGAGACUGAAAGAGGAAACGGAAGAAGAGAACGGCGGGAGUAAUAGUAAUAAUAAUAAUAGACUAUGCAGCACACCGCAGUUGCAGAAACAGUACACGCAGCUCGUGGGAUCGACGCGCCACUGGAAACCGAAGCUGGAGACGAUAAAGGAAACGGAGAAGAAAAAGAAGAGUAAGAUGCCGUCGUCUUUCGGGAUGAAAGUUAGGAAGAAGAAAUCACAGAAUUCGCAGUUCAAGAACAGCAACGUAAAGGGUUCAUCUCAUAGAUCUGGUGUAAUUAGUAGUGCCAACAUUCCUCAAUCUAAACCAAAGAUUAGGAUCAUUAAACCUUCAAGAUAAUGAUG